AUGUUUGUAUUUCUGGUUUUAGUUUGUAAAAAGGAGUUGCAUCCUGCUGUCUCCUGGUGAGUGGGGGGUGGCCCCUGGCAACAGCAUUUUGAGGAUUUACUGUAUGUUUUCUUUUCCUUUCUCAGUCUCGUCCAGUGGUUUGACACAGCACCAAACCGGACUUGCCCACAGUGCAGAAUCCAGGUCAGCAAAAGACAUGUCAUCCAUAAGCUGUUUUUUGAUGUUGCCUUGGAGGAGCAGACAGCACCGGAUGCAGAGACCUUGCAGAAUGAACUGGACAAGGUGAAGGCUCAGCUCUCCAUGAAAGAGAAAGAAAAGCGGGAAUGCCAGGCCCUGGUGGAUGGGCUGAGGGACACUCUGGAUGUGCGCAAUGCCACAAUAGAGUCGCUCCAGAAGGUGCUGGGAGAGACAGAGAUGUUGUGCUCCUCUCUUAAGAAGCAGAUGAAAUUCCUGGAGCAGCAGCAGGAAGAUAACAGAAGUUCAAAGGAGGAGGCCCGCCGUCUGCGGAACAAGCUGAGAACCAUGGAGCGGAUUGAGCUGUUGCUUCAGAGCCAGCGCCCUGAAGUGGAGGAGAUGAUCAGAGAGAUGGGAGUUGGGCAGGCAGCAGUGGAACAGCUUGCUGUCUACUGUGUCUCGCUGAAAAAGGAAUAUGAAAACUUGAAGGAGGCUCGGAAGAUCUCUAAUGAGAUGACAGAGAAGCUGAAGAAGGAGGUGUUUUCUGCCAACAACAAGCUGCAGAAAACGGUUUCAGAGUUGGAGAUGACAAAGGAGGAGUUAAAAAGCACCCAGAAGGAUCUGAAGAAUGCGGACAAGGAGAUCUUGAGUUUGAAGAAGAAGAUAGACAUCCUGCAGGAUACUCUGAAGGUCCCAUCUGUAACCAGAGAGACAUUCAGUCGGCUAGUCUUUGAAAGCCCCACUCCCGUGGAACUGCGGCACCCGAAGCUCCACCGCCCGGCCCACAGCGAUGAGAUCAAUCUAGAUGCUACUUUUGAUGUGGACACCCCUGAACAUCAGUCCUGCAGAUCUCCCUUCAGCCCUGCAAAAAGGCAGAAGCUGGAUAAAAAGCCGCCUCCCGUGGUAAAUCUGGCGAAUAAACUUCUGAAGGAAACAGUGGAGAACUGGGCAGAUGAUCUGGAGGAUGAUGCUCUUAAAGGACUCUUGCCAGCAUUCAUCAGGAACUCUGUUCUUUCCAAGAAGCCAUCUUUGGGUAGCUUGCUGGGUCCCCACAAGAAUGUGGGCACUGUGAGAAUGGGAUAUGACGGCUUGGGCGGCAGAACAAAGUUCAUACAGCCUACAAACCUGGCAGAAAUUCAUCCGUUAGCAGUGAGGAAGAAGAAGAAGAAUGUCUCCAAGCCAGCAUCUACAGCUCCUUCUGCUGCUUCUUCCAGCAGCAGCCAAGCCAGGCUGGACAGUUUCCUGCAGUGAGAGCCCUCACUUUCCUGGGAAGCAGCUGGGCAGGGCAGCUUCAGGGCAGAGUGCACUUGCCCAGAGCCUGGUAUGCAGCAAUGUCCAGCCAUUUGGGGGGGGGGCGCUAUUUGCAAAGCACUGAUCCUGCCCUGUGGGUGAGACAAUCUGCCCUGGGGGGGAAUCCUUGCCUUGAAGCAAGCUGACAAGAGACCAAGCCUCUGGCUCAUGCUUGGACUGAUUUACACUCCUCAUUUUACACUACCUUCCUCCUAUUUUCACGAAUAAACAGGGUUUUCUUAUUUUCUGGCCUGUUCAGAGCUCUACAGUUGCUGCUGCUAUUGGGCUCUGACAUCAGGUGGAACUGCACUUCUUGGAUGCAGCAGCAAGCCAGAGGUUCAGGAAGGGUAUCUGGGAUUCCAGGCUGCAGUAAGAGCAGGGAGAAGGGACCUGGACCAGCUCUGCCUGGUGUAAAUAGCUCUAAAAAGUUUCCUGGAGGAAGAAGGGGGCAGAUCAGCACUGGCCUGUGUUGCUGCAGGGUGGGUGUGUGUUCAUCAGAUGAAACAACUUCCCUCUGCUGAAGGCCUGUGUGGGUUUGGGAGACCCAUGGGCAAGCCUGGGGGAUGUUCUGCCUUGCCCUGUUUGGGCCAUGAAGCUCAGUGGAUUUUUUUUUUCAGACCUGGCACUGGAAUUGCUGACCUGGGGAGGAGGGUGCUGGGGGUGACCCCUUGCCCUGCUUGGGAUCAGGGAGGUCAGUGCACUAAUGUGACCUCUGUUUGUGGCAUGUGCUGGUGUGAAACUUGUUUGUGAAAUUCUGUAUUUCUUAAAUGAAACUAGGGGUUUUCUUCUUUUGUAACUGAUCUGCCUAGCGAUUUUUUUUUUUUUUUUUUUUUUUUUGAGGGUUUGAAAUGGCCUGAAGGAGUGGUGGGAAACAGCUCCCUUCAGGGGAGGGGGAGACUGAUGGGGCUGAACCUGUCUGGAGUUGUUCAGCUUGGAGACAUGGGACAGUAGCUCUGCUCUUGCCCCAUGCCUGAAGCAGGGCUCUUCAAGCUGCAAGGAACAGACUUAGGGAGGUACCUUGCUACAGCCACUCAACUGUACAAAUCUGUGAUGUUUCCUGCUUCCAGCUG
Molecule: messenger RNA, 2534 nt
Organism: Athene cunicularia (burrowing owl)
Lineage: Eukaryota; Metazoa; Chordata; Aves; Strigiformes; Strigidae
Gene: TRAIP
Product: TRAF interacting protein
Exons: 14
Source: RefSeq, a predicted model, not a curated record